This is a messenger RNA of Gossypium raimondii (Peruvian cotton), 2075 nucleotides long. RefSeq names its product probable U3 small nucleolar RNA-associated protein 7. The transcript has 7 exons. Gene Ontology annotation, molecular function: protein binding. The coding region runs from base 119 to 1687 and encodes 522 amino acids. Gene Ontology annotation, cellular component: nucleolus; 90S preribosome; small-subunit processome. Gene Ontology annotation, biological process: maturation of SSU-rRNA from tricistronic rRNA transcript (SSU-rRNA, 5.8S rRNA, LSU-rRNA). Lineage: Eukaryota; Viridiplantae; Streptophyta; Magnoliopsida; Malvales; Malvaceae. The record is from RefSeq and is a predicted model, not a curated record.
UUACCCUUAUAUUUGCCUCUGCCGACUUCCUCUUCUUUUCCAGCUAUCCUCAGCCGCUGCUUCUGCCGACCGACACUCUGCAACAGUCAGGUUGUCAUUGGGAUUAUUUUUCUUCAUAAUGGGUGCUAAAAAGGAGAAUAACGAUGAUGAGAUGGACGAAAAAGUGAAGAAGUAUCUUAGAGGAGAAGCUGCAAAUUUGGAGGGAUUAAAGGACAAGAAACUAAAGGGCCAGCUUGCUGUAAGAGAAGAUUUGUAUGGAAAAUCUGCGAAAACUGCUGCCAAGAUUGAGAAAUGGCUUUUGCCAAGUGAGGGUGGUUAUUUGGAGGCAGAGGGUAUUGAGAAGACAUGGAGGAUCAAGCAAGAAUCCAUUGCUCGUGAGAUUGACAUCUCAAGCUCAAAGAACCAGUAUGAUAUUGUUUUACCAGAACUUGGUCCUUACACUCUAGAUUUCACCUCAAAUGGUCGGUAUAUGGCAGCCGCUGGACGUAAGGGCCAUCUGGCUAUUGUUGAUAUGAAGACAUUAAACCUAAUUAAGGAGAUUCAGGUUAAAGAAACAGUACGGGAUGUAGUGUACUUGCAUAAUGAACUCUUUUUUGCUGUUGCUCAGAAAAAGUACCCUUAUAUUUAUAAUCGUGAUGGAACUGAGCUCCAUUGUUUAAAGGAACACGGUGCAGUACUAAGACUCCAGUUUCUGAAAAACCACUUCCUCUUGGCAUCAAUAAACAAAUUUGGGCAGCUUCAUUAUCAGGAUGUUACAAUGGGUGAGAUGGUAGGCAAUUUCCGGACUGGUUUAGGCCGCACUGAUGUUAUGCAGGUCAAUCCAUUUAAUGGAGUUGUUGCAUUGGGUCAUUCUAGUGGUACAGUAACCAUGUGGAAGCCUACCAGUUCUGUCCCACUUGUAAAGAUGCUAUGCCAUCCUGGACCUGUCUCGUCAUUGGCAUUCCAUCCAAAUGGCCAUCUCAUGGCUACAUCCGGGAAAGAAAAUAAAAUCAAGAUUUGGGACUUGAGGAAGUUUGAGGUUAUUCAAACAAUGCCAGGUCACGCAAAGACCUUGAAUUUCAGUCAGAAAGGCUUGCUUGCUGCCGGAACUGGAUCAUUUAUAAAAGUUUUAGCUGAUUUUUCUGGAUCUCAGAAUUAUAAUAGUUAUAUGACUCAUUCUAUGGCUAAAGGUUACCAGGUAGGGAAAGUUUUGUUUCGACCGUAUGAAGAUGUUUUGGGGAUAGGACACUCCAUGGGUUGGUCUAGUAUUCUUAUUCCAGGAUCUGGGGAACCCAACUUUGAUUCUUGGGUGGCAAACCCAUUCGAAACAUCUAAACAGAGGCGAGAGAAGGAAGUGCACUCUCUGCUUGACAAGCUUCCACCCGAAACAAUAAUGUUGGACCCAACCAAGGUUGGUACAGUGAGAGCACCACAAAAGAAAGAGAAGCCAACAAAGAAGGAGAUAGAAGCUGAAAUGGAAGCUGCCAUUGAAACUGCAAAGAAUACCGACUUUAAAAAGAAAACAAAGGGAAGGAACAAGCCGAGUAAGAGAGCAAAGAAGAGACAAGAGAUGAUUGAAAGAGCCAAGAAACCGCUCUUGGAACAACAAAUACAGGAACAUGAAACGUCUAGAAAGAAGCAGAAAACCAAUCCGGAAAUUGAAAUGCCGAAAAGUUUACAGCGGUUUGUUCGUCAGAAAGCACCUUAAUUAUCUUUGAUACGAUUGCAUUAGCCAUUCUAGAAGAUCAACCUGUUUUCGUCUUUCCCACAAUUUUGUGCUCAUCUGACCUAAAGAUGCAUUGGAGCCAGGUAGAGGUAGGCACCAUUGAAGUGUAUUCUCACUGUUCUAUACAUACAGAAAAGGAAGCUAGAAUUUGCUUAAUUUUGUUGUGUUUUAGCAUGGAACUUGUAUUUUGUAGAAUGAAUGCCAGAAAACUGGUUUUUAAAUCUCGUGUUGAGAAUUGGCUUAGGGUAUUUGUUCUUACUUUUUUCAUGGUAUUUUGAGUUGAGAUUGUAUUUAUAUCAUUCUUGCUGUGGAUUUGAGUUAUGUUUCAGUAUUAUAGUUUGAAAUAGAGUUUGGGUGGUUCAAUAUUAAA